Messenger RNA from Myripristis murdjan (pinecone soldierfish), 1263 nucleotides. It is a transcript of the gene tp53rk, whose product is annotated as TP53 regulating kinase. The record is from RefSeq and is a predicted model, not a curated record. Bases 40 to 738 code for a protein of 232 amino acids. Gene Ontology annotation, biological process: protein phosphorylation. The transcript is spliced from 2 exons. Gene Ontology annotation, cellular component: EKC/KEOPS complex; cytosol; nucleus. Lineage: Eukaryota; Metazoa; Chordata; Actinopteri; Holocentriformes; Holocentridae. Gene Ontology annotation, molecular function: protein serine/threonine kinase activity; ATP binding.
UGUGGCUCGGGAAGAACGAGGAAGCGGGCGGAAGUAAACAUGGCAGAGGAGAGCAGUAUGGCAGCCGCGGAGCUGCUCAGGCAGGCGGAGCUGCUGAAGCAGGGCGCGGAGGCUCGGCUGUACCGGGCCGUGUUCCUCGGGCGGCCGGCCGUCGUGAAGCAGAGGUUCCCGAAGCGCUACCGACACCCGGUGCUGGACGAGAGGCUGACGCACCGCAGGACCGUGCAGGAGGUCCGCUCCAUCCUCCGCUGCAGGAAGGCAGGCAUCUCAGCCCCGGUGGUCUACUUCGUGGAUUACACCUCCCACUGCAUCUUCCUGGAGGAGAUCGUGGGUUCGGUGACGGUGCGCGACCACAUCGCCUCCACGCAGGAGACCCACCCGAACCCGGAGCGGGAGCUGGAGCCGCUGGCCGACGGGAUGGGGCAAAUCCUGGCGCGGAUGCACGACGAGGACGUGAUCCACGGAGACCUGACCACGUCCAACAUGCUGCUGAGGAGCGGCGCGUCCGACCUGGUGCUCAUCGACUUCGGCCUGAGCUACAUCUCCGCCCUGCCCGAGGACAAGGGCGUGGACCUGUACGUGCUGGAGAAGGCCUUCCUCAGCACCCACCCCAACACCGAGGCGCUGUUCGACAAGCUGCUGAAGAGCUACGCGGCGGCGUCCAAGAAGUCCCCGGCGGUCAUCAAGAAACUGGACGAGGUGCGGCUGAGAGGGAGGAAGAGAUCCAUGGUGGGAUGAGGAGGGACACGCCUCUGCUGGCACUGAGCCGCUGAACUUCUGUUAUCAUGCAGAGCGGAAGAAAAGCUAGAGCCAGCGUGAUAAGAUAAAGAUGUUUUGUAAUAAAUACCUUCACUGUGGUGGCAUGUUUGUUCUUUUGUUUGUUAUCAGGCAUCAUGUGAUGAAAGCCACUGUAAUGUUCAGCCAGAGUGGAAAAAAAAAUACCCGACUGUAACGUUAAAGUAGGGCUGGGAUAUAUAAAUAAAAUGAAUUUCAUGGUAAUCAAAAGGAAUUAUGUUGUAGUCUAAACUGCUGUUCAUUUCACUGAACUACACGGUAAUAUAAAGUAUAACAAAACUAAUUUUACGGUAUAAUUCAGAUAUACAUUCAGAUAUAAUUUUCAUGGAAGAUCUCUCUAUAUUAUUUAUUAGACAACAGAAUUGCACGUCACAGUAACUCAGUAUCAUUAAGAAUUUACUCUUAAUUACUUGCCUAGUUGAAAAACGGUUAAAUAAGUUCAAUUAAAUAUAGAAAAGUAUCAUUUCA